ACACGCACACGCACACACACACAUACACCCACGCAACAACCCAAAUCUGUCAAAUUGACCUCACCGGCUUUUGUUUUUUGCUGCAGGAUUUUUGAAGCGACCUCUGUGGCUGUUUCCAGAAUGUAUGGUGGUCGUUUAUGGUGGUGGAUGAACAGCUGUAGGAGGGGCUUUGUCAGAUAAGGAUGGCAUUAGGUAAGGCCAUUAGUGUCCCGUGGAUUAUUGUAAUCCAGCCUCUCUAUCACGGCUAGCUCGGCUGCUCAGUCUACAGUCGGUGUUCUCUGGUUCGGAGCUGGUUGGAAGAUGGCUCUCUACGUGCAUCAUUUCCUGCUGGCCCUGCUUCUGGGAGCUAACGUGUUCAUCAGCGUUCACGCUCAAGAGGCGGCAGUGUCCGAGGCGUGGACCAGCAGGUCUUGCAAAUGUGAUUGUGAAGGAGGUGAAUCCCCGACGCAGUCUUCCUCCAUUGGGGCCGGCUCCUCCAUUGGGGCCGGCUCCUCCAUGGUGCGUGGCGUGGACUGCAUGCCAGAGUGUCCGUACCACAAGCCUCUGGGCUUCGAGGCCGGGUCAGUGAGUCCAGACCAGAUCACCUGCUCCAACCAGGAACAGUACACCGGCUGGUUCUCCUCGUGGCUCCCGAGCAAGGCCCGGCUCAACACCCAGGGCUUCGGCUGUGCCUGGCUGUCGAAGUUCCAGGACAACACUCAGUGGUUGCAGAUUGACCUGAGGGAGGUGAUGGUGGUGUCGGGGAUCCUCACGCAGGGCCGCUGUGACGCUGAUGAGUGGAUCACCAAGUACAGCGUUCAGUACCGCACGGAAGAAUCACUCAGCUGGAUCUUUUACAAGGACCAGACUGGCAACAACAGGGUGUUUUACGGUAAUUCUGACCGUGCCUCGUCCGUGCAGAACCUGCUGCGGCCGCCCAUCGUGGCGCGCUACAUCCGCAUCCUCCCCCUCGGAUGGCACACACGCAUCGCUCUGCGCAUGGAGCUGUUGCUCUGCAUGAACAAAUGCAACUGAAAGCUCUCCUCCCCGAAAAAUCCCCCCUUCUUCAUCUAUACGUACCAUCGUCCGAUUGUGUGGUCUGUUUUUAUAUCCACAGAUGUGUCCUCCUCCAGCUCCCUGUGUAAAACCACAAGGUGAAGAUACAACGACAACAGUUUGCCUGAUGUGAUCUAAUUUAAAUGUGUGUUCGAUUUGCUCAAUGAGCUUUCAUUCACUCCUCUCUCCAUUGUCUGUGUUCAAUCAGUCUCAUACCGGGGGGCUUUUAUUUGGUGAGUUCUCAAUAGAUUGUUCCAAUGAAUUUUGCAAUGAAAUGGCAUAAAUUCAAAGCAAUAAUUAGGCACGGAGAGGGAGAGGCGGCGUUGCCAUGGAGGUUGUAUCCAACGGUCUGAGACAAGCUCUUCCAAAACAUUUGUGUCCUCCUGUGAAAUGUUGUCUGCUUCUCCUGAUAUUUAAUAAUAAACAGGAACCUCUCCUCCUUACUUCCCCUGAAGGAUGAGGCUGGUGAUAGUCUACAUGUUUUUUACUGUCAACAAAUCCCCCAAAAAGACCAAAACCAGCAAUGAGUUCAUCCCAACAACAAUUAUUGUUUGUGUGGGCAGAGCCAUAUCUAUUAUUUUUCACAUAUUUAUUUUGUAUUAUUCCCCAGAAGUAUUAGAAACGCAUUGAUGAGCCACAUUGUUGCAUGUAUGUGACAUGUGCCUUCAUUACAAAGAACACAGGCAUAGUUUGUUUUGAGUCACUUUCUGUUCACUAUAAAAAGUGCCACAGACCAAAUAAAGAAGCAAGAAAGUAUUGAGAAAAGGACUAACGCUUUCAUUUUGGUCCUUUUAAUGAGAUUUGUUGAUAAUAAGAAAAAUGUGGAAUAACGUCAGACUUGUUCUCUAAAUACACCUGUGAUUUCACUUCCUUUCUCCUCUUUCCUGUGUGUAAAAACUUACAUUUAUACUCAUCACUGCUGUAUAAAGUUCGAGGGAUGUUCAGAUGUGGGUUCUGUAUUGUGUUUAACCCCCGAUUUCUGUUGUAACAUUUCAAUUCAGUUUCUCGUGAUACUUUGGGAAUACGAUGCAGCGUCUUCUUUACUCUGACGAUGUGUCCUUUAUUGUAUCUUGAAACCAUUUCCCUGAUUAAAAUAAUACCGUGUACUCGUG
Messenger RNA from Cyclopterus lumpus (lumpfish), 2147 nucleotides. It is a transcript of the gene rs1a, whose product is annotated as retinoschisin 1a. NCBI's taxonomy places the organism in Eukaryota, Metazoa, Chordata, Actinopteri, Perciformes, Cyclopteridae. The record is from RefSeq and is a predicted model, not a curated record. Bases 301 to 1014 code for a protein of 237 amino acids. The transcript has 6 exons.